Molecule: messenger RNA, 680 nt
Organism: Eupeodes corollae
Lineage: Eukaryota; Metazoa; Arthropoda; Insecta; Diptera; Syrphidae
Exons: 4
Coding region: 171-680 (169 amino acids)
Source: RefSeq, a predicted model, not a curated record
GCACAUCGCAGCAAAAUGUCCAAAGGAGCAACGACCAGCUGGAUCCUGUUUCAAAUGUGCUGACGAGGGGCACACUUACAAAAACUGCCCUUAUAUUGUGAAGACCAGAGUUGGAGCCGUGAACCGGGAUGCCCUACAUGAUGACACCAAGGAGCUGACUCAGAGUUUGGAUGCUGUUCAGAUGUCCGAUUAGUUUCAUACGAAAGUCUGUUCUGCCUGAAGAAAUUAACGUUCAAGAAUCAUUAACGUAUUCAAGAUUUAAAGGAUUAGGAAACAUUAAACUCUUUACGUACGAUGAAGUAACUCCUAUACCUUUACUUAUUGGUCGUGAUCUCCUUGAAAUCUUUAAUAUAAAACUUAACAUGAACUGUAAUAAAGUUAAUAUAACUUCUGAGCAGUGUCAAAAUGAAAUUUGUUCGAAUAAAGUUUUUCUUUCUAACCAAUUGUAUAUGUGCACUUAUUCUGAUGAAAAAACCGAACCUUCAGAGUGUAGUCAUUAUAAGAACAACAUAAAUGAUGUUUUUGGGAGCAGCGUAUUAGCCGGUGAAUUAAAGAUACAACCUAAAGAACUUAGUGAUUGCUUCAAAGACAAGUUGAAUACAUUUGAUCAUGAUCGGAUUAAGCUUAAAGACGAUCUUGAUGUGAAGAGAGAAUACAAUAAUGUUGAGGUAGAUAUUUAG